Messenger RNA from Lytechinus variegatus (green sea urchin), 3526 nucleotides. RefSeq names its product Krueppel-like factor 10. NCBI's taxonomy places the organism in Eukaryota, Metazoa, Echinodermata, Echinoidea, Temnopleuroida, Toxopneustidae. The record is from RefSeq and is a predicted model, not a curated record. The transcript is spliced from 4 exons. Gene Ontology annotation, molecular function: RNA polymerase II cis-regulatory region sequence-specific DNA binding; DNA-binding transcription factor activity, RNA polymerase II-specific. Gene Ontology annotation, biological process: regulation of transcription by RNA polymerase II. The coding region runs from base 170 to 1657 and encodes 495 amino acids.
GGCAUGCAGACAAGACAGGCUGAAAUACAGUGCAAGCAAGGACAAUUCGAUGCUGCUGCAAGAUUUGAUCGUCAAUGAAUCAGUCUAACGUAAACAACUUGGGAAUGUUAACGUGUAUCUUACCAAAGGCAAGAAGGAUUUUGUACUCUGUUUUAUCUUUUACCUUGUAAUGGAAUUCAUUUUACCAUCUCCACCAUCUACACCACCAACUCUACAAAUUUCGGAAACGAACGCAUCUGAGAAAGGCAUCCCUAUCGUUACAGCUGCCUCCGGUCGCUUCACCAUGAGUCCUCGUCCCAUCGAGAAAUCCGACUACGACGCUGUUCAGACCCUCUUGUCCAUGCGGAGCGUUCCUUCUCAAGUCACGAUCAAACGGAGCGAUUCUCCCGUACCGUCAUCAUCAUCAUCGUCGCCGUUCCCGACCAGCUUCAGCGACCCGCUCUCGCCAGUCUCUAUUGACGAGGAGAAUAGUCAGCAUCAACCCGCCGAUAUGAUGGAAUUCACGACGACUAGAAUGAGGGGGUUGGACACACCGCCUCUCACGCCUCCUCCGACCAAACCAGUAGUGGUCACAGGAAUGCCCAUGGGACACACAUUCUCCAUGCCACAGACAAGCAGCGCCAUCGUCACCACACAAAGGAUGGCUUCAUGCAAUCUGGUCAGCAUUACCCCAAGCAUCAUGGCAUCCAAGGAGAUUCCAAGUAAAUUGCCCAUGAUGGACACGACGUCGUUACAGUCUGUGCAAUCUCGUCUCUCCCCCAUCUCACAAACGACCACACAAACAACCUCAUCGUACAACCGGGUUUCUGUCAUCAGCGAAACGAGGAGAGAUAGCGCCCCCGUCACAGCGUCGUCGGAGGGAUCAAUUACUCAAUCAGUGCAGUUGAUGCCACAAGUGCAAGAACUCAGAAACACUGUCCAGCAACCUUGCGAGCCCCAGCCAAAAUACAUUGCCGUCAAUGGGUCCUUCCAGGUGCCAUCUUCAUGCCAGAACGCAUCUCCUGCACCGUCUGUCAAGAAAACAGAACAGUCCUCAAACGUGCAAACGGUGUCUUUUAUCCAGAUUCCCCAACAGAACACUCCAAGAUCAGGUAACAAUGGACAGUCUGAUCAGGUCAAAGCAGUGGUGAUGGCAGUCCCAGCCAAUGUCAUGGUUGUUGUGAAUGGAAUGCCCAAAUCGGAAGGACAGAAGCUGUGCCCUCUUGCCCCAGCACCAUCUCAGAACUCAUCGUCGAUGUCAGACAAGGCUCCAGUGUCUCCUGCUGCAGUAGAGUUCUCAAGAAGAAGGAAUCACAUCUGUACCUUUCCCAACUGUGGCAAGACCUACUUCAAAAGCUCUCAUCUCAAGGCCCAUGUCAGAACUCACACAGGCGAGAAACCUUUCCACUGUACUUGGGAAGGAUGUGACAAGCGAUUCGCCCGAUCCGACGAACUAUCCAGACACAAACGGACUCACACUGGAGAGAAGAAGUUCCUCUGUCCUAUGUGCGAUCGUCGCUUCAUGCGUUCGGACCACUUGACGAAGCAUGCCCGUCGUCACAUGGCCGCCAAGAAGGUGCCCAACUGGCAAGUAGAGGUCAGCAAACUUUCAACCAUGGCAGCCGAGAAUCGACAGCAGCCGCAGCAAAUGGUACCUAUGAUCAUAACAAGCUCUUGAACACUGUAUUAAAAGAACUGACGUCGUGAAAUGAACCUGGAGUUAUUCCCCAGCCGUUGCUGCUACACGCUGGUAACGAUCAUCAUCGUCGAAGGCAUCUUGCUCAGAUCAGACAGUCACUGAAUUGCUUGGAGAUUGGGCAUGGCUCCAUGAGUAGGAGUUUCUUUUGAACUCGAAGCCGGACAAAGGACUGAUGUAAUAGAGAGGUGUAUUAACUUUAUAUCCGUGGACAUAUCAUUCCUAGAUCAAUAGAUGAUAAAAUUUGGUGUCUUAUUCAAGUCAUGAACUGUCUUUAGACCUACAUAGAAUUACCUUGUAUUUGUCCUUGUGUGAAUUAGAUCAUAUCAAGUCGAUCUGUAAACAUCAAGUUUGAUGGAGAAAUAUGGUAUUUAUUAUACAUAUAUGUACACUACGGAAUGCCUCUUCAGACUUCUUAGGUAUUUAUAUUUUUCGGGGUGCCAAUCUUCUUUACCAGAUGAGGGUUUGUGUGUAACAUUUAUCCACUAUAGACAGUUGAGCUAACUCAACUUGGUAAUUUCAUGCUGCUUGUUUGAUACCACGACUUUGAAAUAUUAUUAAGUAAACUGUGCUCUUUUCUAAUCCUUUUUUUUUCCUAUUUCGUGCUGGAAUCACGAACAAACACCGUGUUAGUAAAUAUUUAUUUAAAUGUAUGUGAAAGAUAUUUGAUGUCAUAAAACUUACGGGAAACCUGGAUUUUUGCCAAAUUAUCUCAGCGGCGGGUGUGUUAUUCUUAUUAUUGAUCAGAUUGCAUGUACCUACUUAGACGACAUAAAAGUUUAUUAUAAUUCAUUAUUGAUUCAAUUUGGAAAGAGGUUGGAGACUGAGAUAUAAUUAUUUUGAUCCCAACAACCAAAGUGAUGUGCGCCAAAGCAUAAAUAAAUUUGGAUAUUUUUGUUCUGCUCUUUCAUCCUAGAUUUUGGAAAAAUAAUAACGUUUUUUUUUUAUUUGUUUAUUUUUACCUCUAAAUUGUUGCCAAAAUAAGUUGCUUGCUAAAAAAAAAUAACGGGUAAAAAUUGUGAAUCGUGUAAGCUGGACUUGCAUGUCAAUACCCGUUUUUUUUUCUUGUGUGAUCCCUCUGGAUUAUUGUUGUAGGGUAUAAUGUCAUGACAGUUCAGAUGGUAGAUUAUUUAUGAUUAAUUUAUAAAUAAAAUGUGUGUGUUUGUUACCAAAGACAUUUGACCCGUCGUAAAAAGAAUUGGGUUUCAAUCGCAACUCUAAAAAAAAAUAAAAGCGAAAGUCCAAAAUGCGCUCCUUUGAUUGGUUGACAGUCAAGAUGCGUUUGAUGUUUUCAGUUACGUUUAAUUUCAACUCUUUAUGCAACCGGCUUGUAUCAGUUUUGAUCAGAGUGAAGUCAGAGGCACGGAGAAUGAUACUAAGACUCAAUAUCCAAAUUAAAGAAUUAUCCCUAAAUUAUGCAAUCUUACACAAAGAUGAUACAUGUAUUGCAAAUUUUGUUAUUUUUUCGGAUGCAAAAUGACCCAAUUUCCUUUUUUUUCUCUCUUUUUAUUUGAAAUUCGCCCAAGUUUCUUCAAUUUUCUACUUAAAUCUGAUAAUUUUUCUUAAAAAACAACUAUGGUCACAUUCGUAUUACUUACAUUUUAUCUUCGCAUUUCCUUUUUUUCCCCUACUUAGUUUUUUUUAAAUUAUUAUUAGCAGUGUUGUCCUUACGUAAUGUAGACCUACUACACAGGUCUUACAUGUAUAUCCUUUUUUCUUUGAGUGUCGUAUGUAUUAUGUUACCCUUUUUUCAUCUUAUUUAUGACGUCAUAAAUGUUCACUUUCAUUUUUAAAGUGAGAUUCAUGUUGUAGGGAUGAAUAAAACCAUUUCCUUAUUUGUCUUGUUUAAAA